Scatophagus argus is the source of this 2029-nucleotide messenger RNA. Its product is annotated as leucine-rich repeat-containing protein 27-like. The transcript has 11 exons. The record is from RefSeq and is a predicted model, not a curated record. NCBI's taxonomy places the organism in Eukaryota, Metazoa, Chordata, Actinopteri, Scatophagidae. The coding region runs from base 605 to 1897 and encodes 430 amino acids. Gene Ontology annotation, molecular function: protein binding.
AGGAUAGCUCGGCACAAAGUGGAGGGCUUCCAUCGCCUGUUACCAGCAAAAAACUGGUUCUAUCCUCCAGCACAAAUGAACCUCAGUGAAUUAUUCCACAAUCUCAUUAGAAGAUGGAUGGGUGGUGGCCGGAUCACUGAGGGGGAAAAAAGGGAUUUAACACUUUGUCGUCACACUAGGUUUAUUUGCUCCUGUUACCGCUCUGUCAGCAUAAAGUGUGACAUUUAGUAUGUUGUUCAGUAUAACUUUGGGAUGUGACACUUACACUGUGUUAAUACGUUUUACAUAUUUAAAAAAACAAACAUACAUUAUGGAUGCUGUUCGUUUUGUUUGCACGUGGACAGUUGCCGUAGUUUUUGUUGCCCUCGUUGUCAUGGUUACGACGUCAAAGUCAGGAAGGCUUAGCUAAAUGGUAGCAUUGUGGUUUCUUAUUUCGUACUGUUUCGUUUUAUACACUGUUUAUUUCAAGAAGAUACGGCGUCACGUUGACAGCUUACAACUACGUUUAUUGAAGUAAGCCACAUGGAGAAAAUGCCAACCCAAAGAGACACUUGGACGCCAUGAACAAUUAUCUGUGUGCUAAAAUCACAUCAUUACUUCUACGAUGUCUAUCCCAAAGGAGGAAGUUCCUGACCUGCAGCUAAGCUUUGUCUUUGGGGAUGGUGCUUUCAAACCACACACACCCUACAUUCUGCCUGAAGACGCUGAGCCACAGGAGCGCCCUGAAUAUUAUUCCACAGAGACAUUGUGUCUGAGCAGAACUAUGCUGAAACAUGUUCCUGAAAGUAUUUUGAACAAUAGUGCUCUAAAGCAUUUAUAUCUUGAAGGCAAUCAGAUCUCCAGUGUCCCAGAUUCACUGUUCAUCAACUUGCCCAACCUUCUGUGGCUGGACCUCAGAAAUAACCAAAUUGUGUCACUCCCUGAUGAAAUUGGCUUGCACAGGUCUCUGAAGACAUUGCUUCUGGAAGGAAAUCCCAUCUCAGAACUUCCACCUGAGUUGGGAAAUGUGAUUACCCUCAAAGGCCUGAACCUGAGGAACUGUCCCAUCAGUUUCCCCCCACAAGACAUUGUAAGCCAGGGGCUCCAGAGCAUCCUCCAGUACCUCAGGAGUGCUAUGGCUAAGCAGCCAGUCAGCAUGAGGAAGACCCCCGCAGAGUUGCCAGUGGUGGAGAAGCUCCAGCUGUCAGAGCUGAUGGGGUCCAGUGUAGAGGAGCAGGAUGAGUCAAUGGAUGAGGACGAGCUGCAGAGAUUCAGGGAACUCAAACACAAGAUGACUCUGCUGGAUAAAGCCGAGCUGGGCUCAAUAGCACAGUCAUGUAUUCUUCCUAUUACCAAAAGGGAAAAGGCAACUACCAAGGCUGGCAUAAUUCCUGAGCUUCCCCUGUUUGACACUCGGCGCUCGAAGAGGCCAGAAGAAAGGAGACAAGCUGCAGUGAAAGAGCUGCAACAGGAACAAGCCCUUCUCGAGCAGAGAAGAAAAAACCAAGAGGCCCUUCAGAAGUGGCGUACACAAGCCAAGAUCACACAGGAAAAGAAACCCUCUCAGCAUAAGCAGAAGGAGCUUGAAAUACAAAGAAGACAAGAGGAAGCAGAUCUAGGUCCAAAACCUGGUGUGGAGGACUGCUGUGAUACUCCUCAGAGUCAGGAGCCUGGCAUGUCCAUCACAGAGUAUGAGGAGGACAGAUCAGUCUGUGUGCUGGAGCGGCAAAUCCGUGCCCACAUUGAGAAAAUGCAGGAGAGACGCAGGAAUCCCAGGGGCUCAACCACUGAGCAGAUGGCAGUGGCUGAGAAAGAUGUGAAAGAGAUGAGGAAAUUACAGGCUCGGCUUCUAGAGAGGAUGAGAAAUCGGGGAAGAAAGCCUGAACAUCGUUCCACUGUCUUUACUGGAGACACCUGAGAGUUUCCUUUACAAAUGACAAAUAUGGUGGUGAUGAAUUCAGUCUUUAAAAGAAGAAAAGACUAAAAGAAAGACUAAUCCCUUUAGUAUUGUAAUUCUCACAUCAUAAAAAUAAAAUUUAUGAGGAUGUCA